Messenger RNA from Bactrocera neohumeralis, 940 nucleotides. The record is from the annotation of a RefSeq genome assembly. NCBI's taxonomy places the organism in Eukaryota, Metazoa, Arthropoda, Insecta, Diptera, Tephritidae.
AUAGAAUUUAUUUUAUCAAUUAUUGGAAGUUUAAUUUUGGUAAUCUGUGUUUUAGUUAGAGUGGCUUUUUUAACUCUUUUAGAGCGUAAGGUUUUAGGUUAUAUUCAGAUUCGUAAGGGACCAAAUAAAGUGGGUUUAAUAGGGAUUCCUCAACCUUUUUGUGACGCGAUUAAGUUAUUUACUAAGGAACAAACUUACCCUCUUUUAUCAAAUUAUAUUUCUUACUAUUUUUCUCCUAUUUUUUCUUUAUUUUUGUCUUUGGUUGCUUGAUUGUGUAUUCCUUUAUUUGUUAAGUUAUUUUCGUUUAAUUUGGGAUUAUUAUUUUUUUUAUGUUGUACUAGAUUAGGGGUUUAUACUGUUAUAAUUGCUGGUUGAUCUUCUAAUUCUAAUUAUGCAUUGUUAGGGGGGUUGCGAGCUGUGGCUCAGACUAUUUCUUAUGAAGUUAGAAUAGCUUUGGUUUUAUUAUCUUUUGUGUUUUUAAUUGGAAGUUAUAAUAUUUUAGAUUUUUUUUAUUAUCAAAAAACUAUUUGAUUUUUGGUAAUUUUAUUUCCUAUUAGAUUGGUUUGAUUUUGUAUUUGUUUAGCUGAAACUAAUCGUACUCCCUUUGAUUUUGCAGAAGGUGAAUCAGAAUUAGUUUCUGGAUUUAAUAUUGAAUACAGAAGAGGGGGAUUUGCUUUAAUUUUUAUAGCUGAAUAUGCUAGAAUUUUAUUUAUAAGUAUAUUGUUUUGUGUAAUUUUUUUGGGGUGUGAUGUGUUUAAUAUUAUAUUUUAUAUUAAGUUAACAUUUAUUUCAUUUGUUUUUAUUUGAGCUCGAGGUACUUUACCUCGAUUUCGUUAUGAUAAAUUAAUAUAUUUAGCUUGAAAGAGUUUUUUACCUUUUUCAUUAAAUUUUUUAUUAUUUAUUAUUGGGUUAAAACUAUUAUUGAUCUAUUAUAUGUGGU